AUGAGACCUCAACGUGGUGACCUUCGCCGCCGCAUGACGGAGCGUGUUAACCGCAUCAUGGAUCCCGAACUCCGCUACCAUCGCGGCCGUGACUACACCCGCGCCGAGAUCCAGGCGUUCGAGGCAGAACUCGUCGAGACUGGCGCCGACAUUGGCGGCGGCCCGUACCCUGUGCGCCACAGCGUCGCCUUUCGCGGUCCCGAGCACCCCAUCGAGGGCCCCUGGCUCAACGGCAAGCUGCUCGACGAGAGCCCUGCGCCCCGUCCCAUUGCCUACGCCGACAAGAACAACUUCUACCACGCCCACUACUACAACCAGAACCCCACAGAUUACUACAAUGAGUACCCCAACUACGACUUCUACAGUGACAGCCCCGACUUCAGCCUCCGCCCUCCCCGCCGCAGCAAUGGCUACGGCUACAGCCGCCGCUACAAUGCCGCUCAGCCCCGCGUGCAGCCGCAGCCGCCGGAGCAGCGCCAACACCAACGCCAACGCCGUCAACCCCAACCUACGCAAAGCCAGUCGCGCCCCCGCUCCCGCCCCCGCCAGAUGACCCAAGAGGAGCUGGACGCCCGGGAGGAGCGGCGCGCCGCUUACAGAUUGGCCGUCGAAGAAGAAUCGGCGCACGCCACGGCCAUGACGAUUGUGCGUCUGGAUAUUCUCGCUGACGAGGAGCGAGCUGCUGCCGCCGCUGCCGCCACUGCUGCCACUCCCUCUACCGAUGCCACUGUUGUCAACGACGACGACCACAACGAUGGCCAUGUUCGGCGUCGCACGGCAUCUGCCGCCGAAGACAAAGAGAAUGCGAAUCGUGACCGCCCGUGUAGCCCCAACGAGUCCUCGGAGAGCGAAUCCGAAGAGGACGGCGACGUCGUCUGGGUCAACUCGGAAGGCGUCCCGUUUCCCCCACGCGAUAAGGAGGCGGAGCGCAAGGAGAGGCGCGCGAGACGCGCUCUGAAAAAGGAGCGGUUGCUCGCAGCGCAGAGGGACUACCCGUUCAACAAAGGUCCCCUCGUCUGCGCCAAUGGUGCCGCCGAGUGCUAA
Molecule: messenger RNA, 1044 nt
Organism: Cordyceps militaris CM01
Lineage: Eukaryota; Fungi; Ascomycota; Sordariomycetes; Hypocreales; Cordycipitaceae
Exons: 1
Coding region: 1-1044 (347 amino acids)
Source: RefSeq, a predicted model, not a curated record